UCACUCACUCCCCUCCCCUCCACUUCCAACCCUAUCCUGCCAGUGUCCCCGCUAAAAUUAAGUAAGCCGUAACUCACAAUCAGCCCGACCCCAAUGUCCGUUGCGCCGGAUUCGCCCAAUUGUCGGUAGCGCAUAUCGUAACCAUCGUCCCGAGUCUUUUUAGGAACAUUUGUCCUUAUCCCCGGCGCUCCUUGGCCCGCUCCCUUCCUACAAUGGUACGGUACGGCUUAUCAUACCACACACCACCGGCGCUCUGCCCUACUCGAGCACACCGCGCUGUGAUCAGGUACAAGUGUAGGCCUACAAAACCCCCUUCUCUUAUAUUAGUCGUCGAACGGUGGGUGACAGGGCCAAACAUCAGGCCAUUUCUCCCAUCAUCAUCAUCAUCAUCACAACCGCAACCACAACCCCAACACCGUACAGUAGUGUAUUCAAUCAAUCCCACAUUCUAAAAAAAGCCAGAGAAGGGAGAACCGUGCCAGUAAACACCUAGCAGGGAGGGAAAGGGAAAAACGAAAAGGAGAAGGGAAAAAAUGAUGGCAUAAUUAUUUUUUUCCCGCAAGAUAUCUUUAAUAUCCUGCAUUCCCUCCUUUCCUCCUUUACUCAGCCAUCAUAUCAUAUCGGUACUCCAUCACGGUGCUAUAACCACGGUAUGGUGCCAUCCUUACCUUCUAAGGACCGCGCAACCUUCUGACCUUACCGUGCUCACUCCGGGUGGACGGUGUCCCUCAGUGAUACCGACCCCAUCCGUCCAUCCAUCAAUUCACCCAUCCUAUCCCGUCCAGUUCGCAUUAUACUACCUCUCCCUCUCCCUCCCCCUCCCCCUCCGUGCCUCCCCACACACGCACAUACACGUACAUACGUACAUACAUACGCACACACAUCCCUUCCCGCAGUUCUUGGGGAAGAAAUCCGGAACGAGUUGGUGACAAAGGUUGCGGAGCUGAUUCCACUGGCUCGGGUCUCACACUUCGGACCCGUGCAUCCUCUCUUUCCCCUCCCUUUCUUUGCUAGCAGGACAAAAGCAGGGCCGUACGAUUACGGUACUGUGUUUGCCCACAGGGUUCCCGGCGUUCGUCGGGUGCACUGUACCUGUCCGGGGUUACGGUGUGCAACCUACUCCACAGUACUCUUGCUCGUUGAGGAGGAACUAAGAAGAAAAGAAAAGAAAAAAGAAAAAAAGAAAAAGUGAGGAUAGAUCAGACCAGAUCAGGUCAGUUGAGGGAGGCUGUCAAGUGUUUUUUAAGCUUUGAAAGGGUGAGAGAGGUUGAAUAGAGGAGGGGAACGGAGGGGGAAGUAUCGUCCAUCAUAAUAGUUAGUAGGCCUUUUGUUCCCAUUAUCCUCUGUCCUCGUUAGGGUGUGGUGUUUGCUGUUGUCGGCUGGGUUUAACGACGGAGGAUUUACUCGUACCUGAGAUUCCUCAUUCGUUGAUCUCCUCCGCCGUACUGGGUAACCAACCAUACCAUAUUCCCCCCUCGGGUCCGCCGCUGAGGAGCUGGCUGGCCCCUUCACAUUCGCCUCGCCGCCGGGGAUGGUCCCCGUUGGCCCUUCAACUGCUGCGGCCGUCCUCUUUGGUGCUGUCUGUCGUGUUUGCCCUUCCACUAGCUCCAGCUUAUCAAGCAAGAACUGUUAUCCUCAAAAGAAGCGCAAUACUGAUAUCAUGGCAUAAGGAAUCAGUUAGGUGCCGCUAUUCUCCUCCCACUCGCAGGACCGCAUCUCAUCACCCCAGCUCGUUCACUUCUCUUCUCACCUUCCCCCAUCAUCACCACCACGAACAACCCCCACCCCCUUUUUCUGGCUCUUCGGUCUGGCCCUACCAUUCCCGUCCCCCUUAUCAUAUCAUUUCCCCUUUCCCCCAAUAUUUCCUGAUUUUAUUAUAGAUCCCCAUCUUCUGAUAUCUUGUGUAGCGUCCCCACUUCCCGUGGUUAUCCUUUUUUUCUGUCUCUUUUCUUCCUUUCUUUCUUUUUUUUACCAUUUCUCCACUCGGGUACCUCUCUUUCCUGGAAAAAUUUCCGAUUCGGAGGUUUAAUACGCCACCCUUCCCCCCAAAGUACGAGUACACCAUCGUAUUCACAAUCUUGGAUCCCAUCAUUAUCCACCCCACCCCCCCUUGCCCGGCUGGCCAUUCCGUAAAGCGGUUUGGAGACAAGAAAAGGGCCAGCAAAUCUGAACAGAAGGAGAGGGAAACGAACCAUAAAAACAGGUGAGCAGAUAUCAUCUCGCAUUAGGGAAGGGGAAGAAGCGUCAAUCUCCUAUUCUUGCUUUUAUCCCCACCCCCCUCCUCCCUACCUCUCUUCUCUGCCUGCCAUAAGCUUUGACCAAACCAAGGUAACCAUCGUCCCUGCUAACCGACCCUGGCCCAGACAGGCGGAAUUGUCAAACUCUUGACAGGUUGAGGCAAGGACAGACUUGGACUGUGCAUGUUGCGCCACUUCUUCGUAGUUUGCACUAAGCACUCGUUAUUCGGUCGAUAGAAAAUUAUUCCCAUAACACCCCACAAGGAAUUGACUAUAAUCAAACCCAUCUUUCCCCUCCGGCCAGCGAUCUUGAACCUCCCCUCUUCCCAGCAGCACUUCUCCAAUUCUGGUUCUCCGAGAAAAAAAGAAAAAAAAUACUAAGCAGGGGGCAAUAUUUUUUUCUCUUUCUUCCACAAUAUCUCGUCCCCCACGAACCUACUAGGGUCAGGGAAGAAAAUCGGCCAACAGUGAGAUAGUCAGCCCACCUCGUUUGGCGAGGGAACAACUGGUCCGAGCAAGUGAGAGAAUACAGAAGGGUGUCGCAACUCAACUCGCGGCGCGUCGGCGCUAGGAGACGAAAAGCGAUAUAAUCGGGUGACGUUGGGUGAUUCUUCUCUUCUUUCGAAAGUGCCUCUCGACCUUUUAACUCUUUUCUCUCUCCCACCUCUUGUCGCAAUACAUACUGGAAAAAGGCGAACCUUGCCGCUCUCUCAGCAGUCAACGUCCAAUCCCCCCUCCCCAUCUUUUUAUUUUUCCCAUUCUGCUCCUCCCUCCCCCGCGCUCCACAGGGCCCAAAGAACCAACGAAAGCCUUGGCCUCUAGAUAGUUGACCCCCCUCCCAUUCGGCCCGUUGCCUAGCCGCGCGCAACGCUCUGAGAAAGACCCGAGUCGUUCGUUGCUACCUUUUGGUAACGAGUUACCAGACCAUACUAUUGUUGCAACAGCCAGCUAUUUUUCCUAGGGUCACGCCGCAGCAUGACAGUCAUGGAGGGUGGGGGCCGGAAAGAUAUCGUUAUAAUAGGUGAGUUUGGCUCUUGAUCGACGGCGCCGGCCUUCUGUCGUCUAUUCCGUGGUUUGGUCGCUGAGAAGUGUUCUCGAUAGGCGGCGGAAUCAUCGGUUGCACAACAGCAUACUACCUGACUCGGCAUAAGAAUUACGACCCAAAGAAGCACAGUAUUACCGUUAUAGAAGCGACCAGAAUUGCUGGGGGUGCGUCGGGGAAGGCUGGCGGGUUGUUGGCUGUAUGGGCUUAUCCGAACAAUAUCGUACCCUUUAGCUUCGCACUACACCAGGAUCUAGCGAUCGAACAUGGGGGCGAGGAAACGUGGGGCUAUAGGCGGGUGUCAUGCGGGAAUCUCGAGGCUAUGGGACGGGAGCGCAGUGAGCUGGAGCGGCUAGGAGCCCAGACGGGAGUGUCUCUCGGGAAAAGAGUGGGGGAAAAUAGAAAGGCGAGCCGGGGUAAAUCGAAGGACUCAGGACUGCCGAAGGACUUGGAUUGGGUAAUGCCUGAUCUGGUGAAGGGCUACGAGGAGAUGGGGGGCAGCAACGAGACUGCCCAAGUUCACCCGUAUCAAUUCACAAUGUCAAUGGUAAGGCUUGCCCAGGAACGAGGGGUUAAUGUCAUCGUUGGCUCUGUGACGGAUAUCGAAUAUACGGAAUCCAGCCCAACCCCUCCACCCACGACCCCACCCCCUUCCGACAACAUGGCUCCGAACGGCCCGCCAUCCCCAACGCUGUCAUCUGCGUCCGUGAAUUCUGUCCCCCCCCCUCGAAACAGCCGUCGAAAGGUCUCGGGGAUAACGUACACGGACACACAGAGCGGCGCUUCUUGUACCAUUCCCGCAACAACUGCAAUCUUGGCCGCAGGCCCGUGGACCUCAAAGCUCUACCCCUCGGCCCCAAUAUCCGGGCUAAGAGCACAUAGCGUGACCAUAACACCCUCUUCGCCGGUAUCGGCCUAUGCCCUUUUCACCGAAAUAACCGUCCCACCAACGCCCCAAUCACCCCUCCAUAGCAACCAGCCACCGAAUAUUGUCUCUCCGGAAAUCUAUGCCCGACCAAACAACGAAAUCUACGUUUGCGGUGAGGGAGAUAUGGAAGUAGCCGUACCCGAAACAACGGCGGACGUACAAAUUGACGAGGCCCGCUGCGAUGACUUAUUAACUCAGGUAUCGAGUAUAUCAGACAACAUUCGGCUGGGUCGUGUAACCCGCAAGCAAGCCUGCUACCUGCCUAUUCUAAACGUAGGUGGCUCUGGUGGCCCUCUUAUUGGUGAGACGGGGACCGAGGGUCUACUGAUGGCCACCGGGCAUUCGUGCUGGGGCAUUAAUAACGCCCCGGCUACGGGGAAACUGUUGUCGGAGAUAGUGUUUGAAGGCCAAGCGUUGUCAGCGGAUAUUAGGCAGUUGGAUCCUCGACGGAUUCUUUAGCGCCCCCCAAUUUUCAAAACCAACCCUCUGAUUUACCCCGACCACGCCAUCUAUUCUUUCCCUUUCCACUAUUGCAAUGUCUAUUGGAGCGGAGCGGCUAUUUCUCGUUUUUCCUAUUUCCUGUGGAUAUUUCUUCCUUUCUUUUUCGUUUCUUUAUAUAUAUCCUUUUCCGUCUUUGGUAAAUGCAAACGUUGGUGCCUGGU
This is a messenger RNA of Tuber aestivum (summer truffle), 4869 nucleotides long. The record is from the annotation of a GenBank genome assembly. Lineage: Eukaryota; Fungi; Ascomycota; Pezizomycetes; Pezizales; Tuberaceae.